Messenger RNA from Cheilinus undulatus (humphead wrasse), 4650 nucleotides. RefSeq names its product low density lipoprotein receptor b (gene ldlrb). Bases 196 to 2817 code for a protein of 873 amino acids. NCBI's taxonomy places the organism in Eukaryota, Metazoa, Chordata, Actinopteri, Labriformes, Labridae. The record is from RefSeq and is a predicted model, not a curated record. Gene Ontology annotation, molecular function: calcium ion binding; protein binding. The transcript has 18 exons.
CCUCCCUCCUGUCAGCCUCAUACAAACUCGUCUGAUGGGACCCGGACCUCAUAAUAUUUUGCUGGCAUUCGCCUUUUACGCACAGCUGCAGCGUGCCCACUCUGUCUGAAGCCUUUUACGCACGGACCCACUUCCUUCUUUACCUGCGUGGCUGCUCUUCAGCUGUCAACUAAGGAGGAAAAUUAAGGACAGGAUAUGUUUGGGAUGUGGAGGAGGGGACUCCCUGGACUGUCAGUAUGUUGCUGUCUGCUGAUGCUGAUUCAGUUUGCUGCACAAGCAGAUGCCGCGUUCACCUGCAGCUCCACUCAGCUCAAGUGUGGAAAUGGGAGGUGUAUCACUCGCAGGUGGAUUUGUGAUGGGACCGAUGAUUGUGGUGAUGGGACUGAUGAGCUGCCAGAAACCUGCGCUACCAAAACCUGUCCGCAGUCAGAGUUUAACUGUGGAGCUCCCACGAACCAGUGUAUACCAGGUAGCUGGCACUGUGACGGCAAGGCUGACUGCAGGAACGGGGCUGACGAGAAGAACUGCACCGCCAAACAAUGCAAAGCUGGCGAGUUUCAAUGUGCCAAUGGUCAGUGUAUAUCCCCCAGCUUUGUCUGCGACAAAGACAACGACUGUUCGGACGGUUCGGAUGAAGCUUCCUGUCCCAAACCCACCUGCAGCUCUCUCUCCUUCCAGUGCAACAACUCAGUGUGCGUGCCAGCCAUAUGGCGCUGUGACGGUGAUGCUGACUGUGCUGAUGGGUCUGAUGAGUGGCCUGAAAACUGUGUGGGACAGGAACAUGUGAAGACCUCAGUGACCUGUACUGUCCGUGAGUUCCAGUGUACAGAUGGGCAGUGUAUACCCAGCUCCUGGAGGUGUGAUGGAGACUCGGACUGCCUCGAUCGAUCGGAUGAGGUCAACUGCAGUCAGCCCACUUGUGGACCAGAUCAGUUCCAGUGUAAUGAUGGUGUCUGCAUCCAUGGCAGCCGCCAAUGCAACGGACAGCAUGACUGCAGAGACCUCAGUGAUGAGAUCGGCUGCCACAUAGAUAGUGUAUGUGAAGGCCCCACCAAGUUUAAGUGUAAAAGUGGAGAGUGUAUCAGCAUGGACAGGGUGUGCGACAAACAGAGAGACUGCAGAGACUGGUCUGAUGAACCUGUCAAAGAGUGUGGCAACAAUGAGUGUUUGACUGGAAAUGGUGGCUGCUCCCAAAUCUGUGAUGAUCUGAAGAUUGGCUACAACUGCUCCUGCAAUUCUGGAUACAGACUGAUGGCAGACAAUAAAACCUGUGAAGAUGUCGAUGAAUGUGCUGUGCCGGACACUUGCAGUCAGACCUGCAUCAACCUGCCUGGCAGCUACAAGUGUGAUUGUCAGGAGGGCUAUGAGAUUGACCCUGCAAGCAGGACAUGCAAGGCUGAAUCAGGCACCGUGGCCACACUCUUCUUCACCAAUAGACAUGAAGUGAGGAAGAUGACAGUUGACCGAAGUGAGUACAUCCGUCUGAUUCCUCAGCUGAAGAACGCGGUGGCUCUGGACAUGGACAUGCCUAACAAGAUGAUCUUCUGGUCUGAUCUUUCCCUGAAGAAAAUCUACAGCUCCAGGUUAGACAUGGCUGGUGAUUCUUCUUACCACACUGAAGUAAUUGGCAGUGGGACUGAGGCACCAGAAGGGAUUGCAGUGGAUUGGAUCCAUGGCAACAUUUACUGGACUGACAGCAACUUAAAGACGAUCUCUGUGGCAACAACAGAUGGCAGCAAGAGGAAGACUCUGAUAACAGAGAACCUGGACAAGCCAAGAGCCAUCACAAUUGAUCCUGUUGAAAACUUCAUGUAUUGGACAGACUGGGGCGAGCGGGCCAGGAUAGAGAGGAGUGGCUUGAAUGGAGCAGAUCGCUCUACCUUGGUGUCAGAUAACAUUGUGUGGCCAAAUGGCAUCACCCUUGAUAUGGUUAACCAGCGUCUGUACUGGGUGGACUCUAAGUUGCACACUCUAUCCAGCAUUGAUGUGAAUGGAGGGACACGACGCACUCUCAUUUACGACCAGGAAACACUUGGCCAUCCCCUGUCUCUGACUGUGUUUGAGGAUAAAGUGUUUUGGACAGAUAUGACCAGCAGUGCCGUUUAUAGUGCCAGCCGCCUGACAGGAAAUGACAUCACCAAGCUAGCAAUGGACCUCAUCCAGCCAGAAGACAUUGUGCUGUACCAUAACCUCAAGCAGCCAACCGGUAAAAACUGGUGCACAGAGAGUAACAGUAUUAAUGGAGGUUGUGAGUUUCUGUGCCUUCCUGCUCCUGUAAUCAACCAGCACUCUCCCAAAUUCACCUGUGCCUGUCCUGACAACAUGACCAUGGCACCUGAUAUGAAGAAAUGUGUGGCAGGUUCAGUUGCCCCGCCGGUUGAGAAAAAAACUGCUGCACCACUCCCGUCUCAAGGUCCAACCAAGCCCAACCCGCCUCUCCCUACCACAACAGUUGCGACCACCAAAGCUACCAAAAAGCCUCAGAGUGCCUCAUCCAGCCAACCACCACAGACCACACAGCAGCCUGCCAUCACUGCUCAAGGUAACAAAUUAGCCGGCGGCCCUGAAGAAGCUCCUUCAUCCCACCCUUUUGCUCUCUACGUGGUUUUGCCAUUAAUGAUGCUGUGCCUGGUGGUAUUUGGAGCAGUGUUGCUGUGGAGACACUGGCGUCUGAAGAAUACCAACACUAUUCACUUUGACAAUCCUGUGUACCAGAAAACCACAGAAGACGAGCUCCACAUCUGCAGAAACAGCUCUGAGGGCUACGUUUAUCCUCAGAGGCAAAUGCUGAGCAUGGAGGACAUGGAUGUUGCAUGACACAUAGAUGACGAAGACAUUAAUUGUCUCUUGAAGUGAUUUUUUUUUUCUUUUGCAAACAUGAAGUAACAAAGGCCAUUUUUUCUACUGCUGCUGCCCCUCCCUGCCCACCUCAUUUUGUGGCUUAUUUUUCUGACCUCAGCACUGUGCCGUCCAAGCCUAAAGGAAAAAGAACUGAAAAAGAAGAAAAGCCCCGGAGCUUUUUGUAAAAUGGUUUUAUAUGAAGGAUUAAUGCGUAGUUUCAAAAGACGAUGUUCUUUAUCCUGGAGCUGUGACUCUUCUGAAACUCUUAAAAUUAUUUGUCUGAGCAUCCUGAUGCCUAACAUAAAGCAUAAAGCCUAACACAUAGUCUGAUUUUAUUAUCAAAAUACAUAAACAAAUCACAAGUUCUCCAAGAUAUACUUGAAAAAUCUGACAUUUACUGUCUCAAGACUCACUUGUGCCUUUCAACAACACUCUAACAAUUAAGUGACCUAAACACCUUACAGCCUCUAUCUCUUAGAUCAGCUUCUAUGGUAGUAAAUACUAAGGUUGCCAACAAUUUACACUUUUCAAUUAUUUUCAAUUAUUAUUAUUUUUUGUUACUGCGAGUUUCAAGACAACACAAUCUCCGUUACUUAAACGAUAUCAAGAAGUACCAAAGUUUGUCUUGGAGCUAAAAUGUUGCUUAAGUAUUUGGACAAAUCUGUACAAUUAAUUGGAGACCAGGAGUUUGCCUGCAAUUUUUGGUAAAUACAGAAGAAAUCCAAAAACGGGGUGCUUAGGACUUCUAUUUUUGUUGCUGUGGUACCAAAACUGAUAUCAAUAUUGUUUGAUUUUUACUAUAAUCAUAUCAAAGGCUCCACAAUUGGCAUCAAGAAAACCCUAGUAUACUAUACCUUUAGCUGUGAUUAUUGGUAUGGUUGCAUAUAAUAUUGUAAAUGCAAACUUUAUUUCUUUAUGGUACAGAGUUGCACAUUUUAUUGGCUCCCAUAUCAGAAGCAUUUAUCUUAAUUAUCAUCCAUCAAAGAAUCAUGAGUCACAUUUAAAUCAUUUCUCUUAUCUUCACAUAAAAAGCAUGUUAGACUGUGAAGAGUCUUAAAUGGUUUACAUUGUAUGUGAAAAAUGCUGCUGAGUUUUGUGAAGUCAACCAAAAUGAAGAAAAUUUUUCAAAUGAAGAAAGUUAAGUGAUUGUAGAUGAUUAAUCAUGAAGCACUGUAAAUAGUUACUGUAAAUACUUUGUAAAACACAUUUAUGUUCUGUCUGGUGUUGCCUUUUUACAUUUGUAAAUUUAAGUCAAAAUUAUUGUAAAUAUGUAAGAAAUUAUUUUUAUUUAUUUAAGGGAACAUUUGAGCUAAAGUUUUUUGUUAUUGUCAUCUGGAUCUCUAUUUUUUGUUCCAUCAGUACAUGCCUGACCUUUACAUUGUUUAGCUGUUGUUAUCUUAUGUUCAAUCAAACCUUUGGAUGCCUGUUCAGCUGAGUGUGUUUAAGGUACUGUGCGUGUCAUUUACAACAGAUUUCUCCAUGUUCAGGGGAAAUACUUAAGAGGCCUUUUGGUUCCUUAACCUUUGCUUUGAUGAUCAAUCACAUAAUUUAUUUUGCUUUGCCUUUUUGUUACUUUCACUGUGAGAUGAAGGCACAUACUGAGGUGAUCUCUGUCACUGUAAAAUGUAUGUAGAGACAGAAGUUAUGCACAGCAGCCUGCUUGUCAGUGCACAUUGCUUUGUUUUGUUUUUGGUUGUACUUUUCUUUUUUAAAUAAAAGAAUCUGAACCCAUUUUUGACAUUCUUUAGAGCAGCUGGGCCGUGACUAAGCUUGACAGUGACUUUGCAGAAAAAAGAAUCAAUUCAGCAU